This is a messenger RNA of Calliphora vicina (urban bluebottle blowfly), 3681 nucleotides long. RefSeq names its product Mucin related 2B (gene Mur2B). Bases 1 to 3681 code for a protein of 1226 amino acids. The transcript is spliced from 7 exons. Gene Ontology annotation, molecular function: chitin binding. The record is from RefSeq and is a predicted model, not a curated record. Lineage: Eukaryota; Metazoa; Arthropoda; Insecta; Diptera; Calliphoridae. Gene Ontology annotation, cellular component: extracellular region.
AUGUUUAAAUCACUGUGCCUACAUUUAAUAGUCGCCCUGUGUUGGCAACAUGUUGCCAGUCGCCAUCUUGUUCAACCCAACUAUCAUGGUUUACAACAACCCUAUUAUCUACCAUAUUCCGAUUAUGGUUAUACCUAUUCGGGCCCCUCACACUAUCAAUCACCCUACCAUCAGCCCUAUCAACAACCCUACCAACAAUCACCUUUAUACUCCCCGCCUGGUACUUAUUUUGAUCAACGUCGUGGUAUUUUAAGACCUUUUCCCGGUGGUGGUGUGCCUGUAUUAGUGGAUUAUCAUAAACGCUGUUCGAAUCAAUAUGUGGGCUUAAAGGCCCAUCCGGAACAGCAUCAGUAUUAUUAUGUUUGUAAACCGGAUUGUGUUAUAUUUGGAAAAUGCCAAAAUUUACAGAACUUCAAUAGCACAAGUGGGCAAUGUGCCCAACAUCCACCACCUGCAUACAUACCCACUUGCUCAGGAGUAGGACGUUUUCCACUAUUCUCUGAUUGUCAUCUAUACUACAAAUGUGAAGAAGAUUUACAGCCUAAAAUCUAUUCCUGUCCCGCAUACAUGGUCUUUUCACCAGCCUCCAAGAAAUGCAUAAGUGGCAACAAGUGUACACCCACACAAAUCUCACCGCGUAGUUCCUAUAUACCCGAAUACUGUGCCAGUAAAUUUCCACCCUGUUAUGAAAAUGGUAUUUUCAGAUCGCCCUCCGACUGUUCCCUGUACUAUAAGUGUGAGUUGCAAAAGAAUGGUGUAUAUAUGCAAACGAGAUUAAGAUGUCCCAAUGGUAAUUUCUAUGAUUUGGAAAAGCAUGAAUGUUUGCCAUCGGAGCAAGUGCCUUGUGACUGCAUACAAGUGGCUGAAUUGGUUUAUCCAAAACCGAACACUAUGCCUUAUCAGCCAGCCAUGUAUCCAGCACAAUAUGAUUUCGAUUCAUUGGAGGAGAAUUCAUAUCCUGUAGAAGAAACGAAUGAGCAGGUAGUGGAUAUAAAUUGCAACAUUAGUGAAGGUAAGAGUUUUAGUGAACCCGAUGAGGAAGUCCUUACAACUGUGAAUCCUUUGAAUUCAGAAACCACUCUAAGUACCGAAAGUGAUGAAAAAAAUGACAGUGAAGCUGUUGUUUUAUCGGAUUAUCUUGAUAUCGAAAAUGAUAACUCUAAAAAUCAAAGCAGCGAAUUAGAGGAAGUGGCCCAAAAUUCCAUUACCACAACUGUUAGUUCAGAAGAAACAACUAGCAUAGAGGGUUCGGGUUCUGAGGCAGAUUCCGAUGAGAUGACUACCCUAAGUCCGGAUGGAGAAAACACAAACAUAUCGGAUGAAGAUAAAAAUGAAAUUGAAGACAUAGAGGCAGAUGUAACUACAGAAAAUGAAGAAGUGGAGUCAGCUACUGUAACAACCCUUGCUAGUGAAGAAAGAACGGACGAACCAGAUGUUUUAACAGAAGAACCAGAAAAUGAAACAUUAAAGCCUAUAAUAGAAGAGGAAAAUGAAGUAAUAACUAGCACUUCUAAAGAGGAGACAACUACCACAUCAACUACAGUUUUUGCAGUAACACAUAUUCCAUCCAGUUCAGCCAAACCAGAACCCUGCGAAAACAUGGUAGAAAGCAAUGAAACCAAUGACAAACCCUUGCCCACAGAUAAACACAGCAAAGACACUUCUCAGACACAAACCAAAACAUGUUUACCCAAACUCGCAACCACUAGUUCCGAUUCUGAAUCCACUAGAACCACACUUGUUUCGGAAUUUACACGAGGCUCUAGGAGUACAUUACAUGAACAAAACUUAACAACCAUUACAACAGUUAUCCCCACUGCCACCACACAAUUACCCACAACCAAAAUUACACCAACCUCUGACAAUUUGGAAACAACUCAGGUUCCGGAAGAAACUCCUUUAGAUUUUGAUAAAGGUAGUGUAGAAAACGAACCAUUUGAAACGAAUCUUUUGGAUUCCGAAACAAAUUUGGAAACUGCCGAAACAACGCAGUCAUCGGAGAAAACUACAGCGGCUACAAGAGAAACAACUCACAGUCCUUUGGCAGAUACUGAAACAUUCCAAGAAGAUAAUAUACUGGAAGAAGAUGAGCAAGAAUCUUCUUUAUUAGAUACAGAUAACGAGCUUACUCAAACUAUGCAACCAGGUCCAUUAGAAUCUUCUGCAGCAGAAGAUGAUGUUUCUGAUAACGAUCUUUUGGACGUUUCAGAUAAUGAAAUAACUUUGACUUCGUUGGAAACAACAACUAAACAGCCACUGGUUGAAAGUACAAUUUCAGCUCAGCCAUCUGAAUUGGAAGAAGAAUCUAGUCCACAAUCGUCAGAAGAAAUCGAUGUUGGAACUACUCCAAUACCUUUACGCAACAAAAAAACAGAGAACACCCCGGAGCCACAGACCACAACACCAGAAAUACCACAAACUACAACUGUAAUAUUGGAUUCAGCAACCACAACUUUGAAGCCAAAUUCCGAUGAAUCUACGGAUAAUCCCACAGACUUUACAAUGGACGAUGAGUUUGAUUUAUUAGAUUCUAAAAUAACAAUAGAUAAUUUUGAAACUGCUACACGAACUGCAGCAGAGAAUUUGAAUAAUGAUUCAUUUGAAAACGAAGAUCUUUUACCAAAUCUAGAGCACAAGUCUAGCAAUGAAAAAUCUGUUACUUUAAGACAUGCCGAUUUCAGUGAUGAAGAAUUUCUACCAGUUAAUAGCAAAUCAACGGUUAUGAGUGGACUACCGGAUGAUACCACUGACAUUAAUCUUAUAACUGACAGUUUUGAAGAGAAUACUACGGAAAUUGAUGAUAAUUUUGAAGAUACUACAGAUAGUGAUGUUAAGGAGAAUCCAGAAACCAGCCAAGAACAAGAAGAAAAGAAAGAUGAUGGCAAAACCACCACUACCUUGAAGAGAAGACAAACUUCUCCAGAUGAUACCACACAACUAACCACAGUCACACCGCCCAUACAAAUAACUUUAACUGCAGAUCCUUCAGCUGCAACCACCGAAUCUACCACUAAUGAAGAUGCAAAUUUGACUGAAGAGGAUGCUUAUGAAGAUUUAUUAGCUGUUUUGGAUUCCGAAGUUAUUCUACACGACCAAAGCGAUGAUGAAGUAAGCAAUAAUGAAAUUACUUCUGCAGAAACAACUAAAACUUCUACCGCCCAGCAACAAUUUCCACAUACGCAUUCCACCACGUUUACACCAACACAAACGCCCACAACUACACCCAAAUAUUUAACAAACACCACAGAAACCACGCCCACUUCCGAACCAUGCGAAAAACACUCAAAUACUUUAGUCCUACAUGUUAGAGAAGAAAAUCAUGAACAGCCAACACAAGAAUCCCCCUCUCCCAAACAAAGUUUAUAUUAUAUUUUAACAAGCAAACCAGUGAUAAAUAAGAAUAAUUCUAUUAGUAAUAAUAAUAAUAAUGAAACAGUUGCAGCUCCGCCCUGUGUGGAACACGAUAAUGGAGAAAUACCACGUUUAGAGAUAAUAGCCGAACGUCCCAUUGAUGUACACUUCUCCGUUUGUCCCUCCACCUGCGAUAAAGAUCACAAACAUAAUUAUUCCCCCACCAGUAAUCGUGCUGUAUUGUUGAGAUGGUUUGCUAAAAAAUCGAAACAAACAAUGGGCUUUGAGACGGUCAAUGAAAUAAAUAUGGAUGAUGCUAAAGAUUGUUGA